AUGGCGGAAUUGGCACACGUCAUUCCAGCGGUGGAUAUGAUCAACGCCACAUCGAGGCUACAACUUGAAGCUGCCGAGGUGCGAGCUACGAAACCCAGUUGGGGUUCAUACCUUCGUUCGCAGAUGAUCCCUCAAGAAGACUACAACUUCAUUUCGGCUUACGAAGCAGCCAAGAGUAAAGAUGAACGAGAUGCUGUGUUGGCCGCUAAUGAUGCCAACGGUCAGGCGGCGAGGACAAUUGUGAAUCUCAUCACGAACGUAGCUAAGGACCAAAACGUGCGUUAUGUGCUCACUCUGCUUGACGACAUGCUCCAGGAGGACAAGAGUCGUGUCGAGAUUUUUCACAAUGCCGCUAAAAGGCAGAAACGAACAGUAUGGUCGUGGUUUCUUGGAAUUCUUCAAAGGCAGGACAAUUUUAUUGUCAAUCAGAUGAGUUCUAUCAUCGCUAAGCUUGCGUGCUUUGGAACAACUCUUAUGGAAGGAUCUGAACUAAACUAUUAUUUUUCUUUUCUGAAAGACCAGCUGAAGAGCGCAACGGCAAACGAGUAUAUGAAUACUACUGCCCGUUGUCUGCAAAUGAUGCUCCGAAUCGACCCUUACAGACAUGCUUUUAUGGAAGCAGAAGGAAUUCAGUCAAUUGUGGCUGCUCUCAACGGUAAAACAAACUUCCAGCUUCAGUACCAACUAGUCUUCGCCCUUUGGUGCCUUACAUUCAACCCCAAUAUUGCUCGUCGAGCUCCAGCACUUGGAGUUAUACAAGCACUAGGAGAUAUUCUUUCAGAGUCUACUUGUUGUUUUGUAGCUGGUAAGUGUUGCUAUUUUCAGGUUAUCCGUAUUAUUAUGGCGACUUUCAGCAAUAUUUUAAAGAAGGUUGAUGAGCGUGAAAUUAAAAAAGAAGCUGCAUUGCAAAUGGUGCAGUGCAAGACGCUCAAAACACUGGAGCUAAUGGAUGCGAAGAAAUACGAUGAUGCAGAGCUUGAGGAAGAUAUUGAAUUUCUAAGCGAGCAGCUCCAUCUCUCUGUUCAAGAUUUAAGUUCAUUUGACGAGUACUGCAGUGAGGUUCGUUCUGGUCGUCUUCAAUGGUCGCCGGUGCACAAGUCUGACAAGUUCUGGCGCGAAAAUGCUCCUCGUUUUAAUGAGAAAAAUUUCGAGUUGAUUAAGAUCCUUAUCCGAUUACUGGAAACCAGCCACGAUCCUUUAAUACUGUGUGUUGCAGCUCAUGACGUUGGUGAAUAUGUUCGGCAUUAUCCUAGAGGAAAAACUGUUAUUGAGCAGUACCAAGGAAAACAAGCGGUGAUGCGAUUAUUGACGGCAGAGGAUCCAAAUGUACGUUAUCAUGCCCUUCUUGCGGUUCAAAAGCUCAUGGUUCACAACUGGGAAUACCUCGGAAAACAACUUGAUGCUGAGACACCAGAGACUGUGGCAGUUAAAUAG
Messenger RNA from Angiostrongylus costaricensis, 1434 nucleotides. The record is from the annotation of a GenBank genome assembly. Lineage: Eukaryota; Metazoa; Nematoda; Chromadorea; Rhabditida; Metastrongylidae.